This is a messenger RNA of Penicillium pulvis, 2400 nucleotides long. Its product is annotated as elongation factor G. Gene Ontology annotation, biological process: mitochondrial translational elongation. NCBI's taxonomy places the organism in Eukaryota, Fungi, Ascomycota, Eurotiomycetes, Eurotiales, Aspergillaceae. Gene Ontology annotation, molecular function: translation elongation factor activity; GTP binding; GTPase activity. The record is from RefSeq and is a predicted model, not a curated record. The transcript has 4 exons. Gene Ontology annotation, cellular component: mitochondrion. The coding region runs from base 1 to 2400 and encodes 799 amino acids.
AUGAGGUCUCCUUCUCUUGCACGGUUGCAGUACCGUGCGGUGUCUGGCCUGGCCAGAUCCUCUCGUUUCCAGUCUCAGGGCCUUCUGCAGUCGCGAUGCGCAUCUACGGCCGCUUUGCGGUCUUCCGGUGUCGCGCCGGCUUAUCAGUCGGUUUUGAAGACAUGGGAGCAACGACGCAAUGCCUCCGCUACUGCGUCUGCGGUUCUUGAGGCCGCCGCCGCCAGCCCGGACACCCUGUCGCAAGCCGCUAUUAUCGACAACCUCGACCCCGUGGAGGCGGCUCGUUUGGAUAAAGUUCGCAACAUUGGUAUUGCGGCCCAUAUCGACAGUGGUAAGACCACUUGUACCGAGCGUGUCCUUUUCUACACCGGUCGUAUCAAGGCCAUUCACGAGGUCCGUGGACGUGACAGUGUCGGCGCCAAGAUGGACUCAAUGGAUUUGGAGCGUGAGAAGGGUAUCACUAUCCAGUCUGCUGCCACCUUCUGUGACUGGGUCAAGAAGGACAAGGAGGGACAGGAUCAGAAGUACCACAUUAACUUGAUUGAUACCCCCGGUCACAUUGAUUUCACCAUCGAGGUCGAGAGAGCGCUGCGCGUUCUGGAUGGAGCUGUCAUGAUUCUGUGUGCCGUAUCUGGUGUCCAGUCUCAGACCAUCACCGUUGACCGUCAGAUGCGUCGUUACAAUGUCCCUCGUAUUUCCUUCGUUAACAAGAUGGACCGUAUGGGUGCCAACCCCUUCAAGGCGGUUGACCAGAUCAACUCUAAGCUCAAGAUUCCCGCCGCUGCCGUCCAGGUCCCCAUUGGUGCUGAGGACGAAUUUGAGGGUGUUGUGGAUCUGAUCCGCAUGAAGGCUAUCUACAAUGUUGGUGAGAGCGGAGAGACCCUCAAGGAGACCGAUGAAAUUCCCGACAAGGUCAAGGAUAUCGCCAAUGAGCGAAGAGCCAUGCUCAUUGAGACUCUUGCUGAUGUCGACGACGAGAUGGCCGAGCUCUUCCUCGAUGAGAUUGAGCCCAACGAGGAUCAGAUCCGCGCUGCUAUCCGUCGCGCCACUAUUGGUCUUAAGUUCACUCCUGUCUUCAUGGGUUCUGCCCUUGCCAACAAGUCCGUCCAGCCCAUGCUGGAUGGUGUUAUUGACUUCCUCCCCAACCCCGCUGAAGUGGAGAACCUUGCCCUUGACCAGAAGCGCAAUGAGGCUUCCGUCAAGCUUGUUCCCUACAACUCCCUUCCCUUCGUCGGUCUGGCCUUCAAGCUGGAAGAGAGCAACUUCGGUCAGUUGACCUACAUUCGUGUCUACCAGGGUACUCUCCGCAAGAGCGCCAACGUGUUCAACGCCCGCAACAACAAGAAGGUCAAGAUUCCCCGUAUUGUGCGUAUGCACUCUAACGAGAUGGAGGAGGUCAACGAGAUUGGUGCUGGUGAGAUCUGUGCUGUGUUCGGUGUUGAAUGUGCCUCCGGUGACACCUUCACUGAUGGACAGCUCGGCUACAGCAUGUCUUCCAUGUUCGUUCCUGAGCCCGUCAUCUCUCUUUCCAUCAAGCCCAAGCAGAGUAAGGAUGCUGCCAACUUCUCCAAGGCCAUGGCCCGUUUCCAGAGAGAGGACCCUACUUUCCGGGUGACUUACGACAACGAGAGUGAACAGACCAUCAUCUCCGGAAUGGGUGAGCUUCACUUGGACAUCUACGUUGAGCGUAUGCGUCGUGAGUACCGCGUUGACUGCGAGACCGGUCAGCCUCAGGUCGCCUACCGUGAGACCAUUGGUCACCGUGUUGAGUUCGACCACCUGCUCAAGAAGCAGACUGGUGGUGCUGGUGACUACGCCCGUGUUAUGGGAUGGAUGGAGCCCACUGGUACUCUCGAGGAGAACAAGUUCGAGCAGCAGAUUGUCGGUGGUAGCAUUUCUGAGAAGUUCCUGUACGCUUGUGAGAAGGGUUUCAACCUUUCUGCCGAGAAGGGUCCUCUCGUUGGCCACAAGGUUCUUGGUACCCGCAUGGUCAUCAACGACGGUGCUACUCACAUGACUGAUUCCUCCGAAAUGGCCUUCAAGAACGCCACCCAACAGGCCUUCCGUAAGGCUUUCAUGGACAGUCAGCCCGCUAUUCUGGAGCCUUUGAUGAAGACCGUGGUGACCGCCCCGUCCGAGUUCCAGGGUGAUGUUAUUGCCCUGCUGAACAAGCGUGGUGCCACCAUCAACGACACUGAGACCGGUGUUGACGAGUUCACCAUCUACGCUGAUUGCAGUCUGAACGGCAUGUUCGGCUUCAGCUCCAACCUCCGCGCCGCCACCCAGGGUAAGGGUGAAUACCAAAUGGAGUUCAGCCACUACGAGAAGGCUCCUCCGCAGGUGCAGAAGGAGCUUAUUGCCAAGUAUAUCAAGGCCCAGGCCGACCGAAACAAGAAAUAA